AUGACAGACGCAUUUCGAGGCGGUUCCGGGAAUUUCAAAAAAGGCAACAAAGAUUUCAAGAAAGGAAACAACAACAAUAACAAUAAUAAUAAUGCGGUGCGUAAGGGAGGCAUGUGGAAGGGCAACAAUGGAGGACGAGGUGGAGGUGGUCCAAGGGGCGGAGGUGGUCCAAGAGGUGGAGGUGGCCCAAGAGGCGGAGGAGGAGGAAGAGGCGGAGGAGGAGGAGGAAGAGGAGGAGGGGGAGGAAGAGGUGCUAGAGGAGGAGCAAAAUUUGGUGGAGGAAAUAACAAUAAAAAAAAUUUCAAAAAAGAUGGAAAAUCAGGAAAAGUUAUUGUAGUACCGCAUAGAUUUCCAGGAGUUUUUCUACUAAAAGGAAAGUCAGACAUUCUGGUAACAAAAAAUUUAGUCCCAGGAGAAAGUGUCUAUGGAGAAAAAAGAUACGAAGUAAUGGGAGACAAUGAAAAAAUAGAGUACAGAGUAUGGAAUCCAUUUCGUUCAAAAUUAGGUGCAUGUUUAAUGGGUGGUGUUGGAAACAUGCCUAUCAAACCAGGAUGUAAAGUUCUUUACCUAGGAGCAGCGAACGGAACAUCUGUAUCUCACGUAUCCGAUAUGGUCGGUGAUGAAGGAGUUGUUUAUGCUGUUGAAUUUUCUCACAGAUCAGGCAGAGACUUAACGAACAUGUCGAAAAAGAGGUCCAAUGUUGUUCCCAUUGUAGAAGAUGCUAGACAACCAAUUAAGUAUCGUAUGCUCGUAGACAUGGUGGAUGUCGUUUUUGCUGAUGUGGCACAGCCAGAUCAGGCACGUAUUGUUGCUAUGAAUGCCCAUAUGUUUUUAAAAACUGGAGGAUGGUUCAUAAUAUCCAUUAAAGCUAAUUGUGUUGACUCCACUGCCAAGCCGGAGGUCGUCUUUGCGUCAGAAAUGGAGAAAUUGAAAAAGGAAAACUGUAAACCGAAGGAGAAGCUAACGUUGGAACCUUUUCAUCGUAACCAUGCCAUCGUUUUGGGUAUGUAUAGGUAA
Messenger RNA from Plasmodium knowlesi strain H, 1017 nucleotides. Its product is annotated as rRNA 2'-O-methyltransferase fibrillarin, putative. Gene Ontology annotation, molecular function: histone H2AQ104 methyltransferase activity; rRNA methyltransferase activity; RNA binding. The record is from RefSeq and is a predicted model, not a curated record. NCBI's taxonomy places the organism in Eukaryota, Apicomplexa, Aconoidasida, Haemosporida, Plasmodiidae. Gene Ontology annotation, cellular component: box C/D methylation guide snoRNP complex; small-subunit processome; nucleolus. Gene Ontology annotation, biological process: box C/D sno(s)RNA 3'-end processing; rRNA methylation. The coding region runs from base 1 to 1017 and encodes 338 amino acids. The transcript has 2 exons.